Molecule: messenger RNA, 285 nt
Organism: Cladophialophora psammophila CBS 110553
Lineage: Eukaryota; Fungi; Ascomycota; Eurotiomycetes; Chaetothyriales; Herpotrichiellaceae
Exons: 2
Coding region: 1-285 (94 amino acids)
Source: RefSeq, a predicted model, not a curated record
AUGCUGCGAAUUGGCGGUGUCCUGAUGUGCGUUGGGUUGCACUAUGGUCCAGCGAUUUACAGAUUGUUGGGAUACAGUCCUUCGAAGCAACUUCUUUUCCCGGUCGUCUGGCUUACUGUCGCGCUGAUACCGUUCCUGAUCACACCUCUCAUUAUCGACCGAUUUCCACGCAAUCGGCUCAUGGGUGUGGGCAUGAUCUGCUGCUCAAUCAGCUUGACUGUUUUGGUUGCUUUGAUCGCCAAUUCCGUCCCCACGACAAACCACGACGAACCACGGCUGCCCUGA